Messenger RNA from Octopus bimaculoides (California two-spot octopus), 1906 nucleotides. RefSeq lists its product as uncharacterized. Gene Ontology annotation, biological process: regulation of transcription by RNA polymerase II. NCBI's taxonomy places the organism in Eukaryota, Metazoa, Mollusca, Cephalopoda, Octopoda, Octopodidae. The record is from RefSeq and is a predicted model, not a curated record. Gene Ontology annotation, molecular function: DNA-binding transcription factor activity, RNA polymerase II-specific; RNA polymerase II cis-regulatory region sequence-specific DNA binding.
UCGAAGAAAAACAAUGGAAAAGAGUGAGAAACUAAAGGACUUGACUUUUCCAGAAGAUACAGAAAAAGGGGAACAAAAAUUGUCACAUGACUGUGAUGUCUGUAAAAAGUCCUUCUCUGAAAAGGGCAACUUGAAUAAGCACAAACGUAUUCAUACAGGGAAGAAACCAUUUCACUGUGACAUUUGUGGCAAAUCAUUCCCCAAUCAAAGUGAUUUAAAUUCUCACAAACGUGUUCAUACAGGAGAAAAGCCAUUUCACUGUGACAUCUGUGGUAAAUCCUUCUCUCAGAAAGGCAGCUUGACAACACACAAACGUAUUCAUACAGGAGAGAAGCCUUAUCAUUGUGAUGUCUGCGGUAAAUCAUUCUCUGACCAAAGUGCUUCCAAUUCUCACAUACGUGUUCAUACAGGAGAGAAGCCAUAUCAGUGUAACAUCUGUAGUAAAUCAUUCUCUCGUAGUAGUGCUUUCUCUUCUCACAAACGUAUUCAUACAGGAGAGAAACCAUAUUCCUGUAAUAUCUGUGGUAAAUCAUUCCCUCGCAACACUUCUUUAACUGAUCAUAAACGUGUUCAUACAGGAGAGAAACCAUAUCACUGUGAUAUCUGUGGUAUAUCUUUUUCUGUAAGUAGUGCAUUAACUAGUCACAAGCGUAUUCAUACAGGAGAGAAACCAUAUCACUGUGAUAUCUGUGGUCAAUCAUUUUCUGUAAGUAGUGCUUUAAUUAGUCACAAGCGUAUUCAUACAGGAGAGAAACCAUAUCACUGUGAUAUCUGUCGUAAAUCAUUCUCUGUAAGUACUGCAUUAACUUCUCACAAACGUAUUCAUACAGGAGAGAAGCCAUAUCACUGUGAUAUCUGUGGUAGGUCAUUCACUCAACAUAGCAACUUAACUUCUCACAAACGUGUUCAUACGGGGGAGAAACGCUCCGUCUGAUAUUUGUUGUAAAUCAUUCUCUGUAAGUGGUGACUUAACCCUUUACCAUGCAGUUAAUUCUGUUGAAUGUUAUGUUUAUUUAUUCACAUUAUUUCCAAUUUGUCAUGCAUUAUCUCACAGCUUUCAAAAUUUGAUGAAUGGUUUGUUUAGUUUUAGAGUAACAUUGUAGGGUAGGUGUAAAAGGCCAACUCUGGCUAGUUUGAACAUAAAAUUGGUAGAAUAUUUGUGCCAGAUGUGACUGGUUUAAAUACUGAAGGGUUAACACUAGAAGUACCAACUUUUCUUAUUUCUUACAAAGACCAUAACAGUUAUCUUUGACUGUCAUUGAAAAUCGGUAAUAUUUAUUUCAAACAUCAGCAAAUGCAGUGAAUAAAGGAUUUGAAAAUACAUUCUAUUAGCAUUUAUUUACAUACAAAAAGUAUAUAUCUAUACACACAUAUAUGAAAUGAUGCUUAAUGUAACCAUUCAUGAAAAUAACAAGCAUUUUGAGCUCCUCCUAAAUUGGUGGUAGUGUUGAGUGCUUACUGCAUUACAUUAACUAAGCUACUCAUCUGGGAAUUGAUGUAAUUGUCAAAGUUCCUUUUAUGCCAAAAUAAGAAAAAAUGGGGCGACACUAUAACUAUAAAUGUAUUCACACAGGUGAGGAGAUAGAGCAGAGUGUGAUAAAAACCUCCCAACUUUAUAGUUUAUGUCGCCACAUCUAAGAUAUUUUACCUGUGGGAUGUAUUUUUAAGAAAGGCAUCUUUUUUCCAGAUUUUAAAUUUGUUUUGCAUGAAUUUUGUCAUGAAACUAUUAUAACCAGACGUGGCUGUGUGGUAAGGAGCUUGUGGGCGCCGAAUACCCCUCUCAUUUAUAUCAUCCAUACCUUAUCGUUCAUGUCACUAAUGUUUUUGUCCAGCCCACUGUGCUUCUGGCAAUUCUGUAUCCAGCCUAUAUGGCUAAUUCGAUGAAAUAAAGAAGCUUGAUUCUGCG